Molecule: messenger RNA, 969 nt
Organism: Strongyloides ratti
Lineage: Eukaryota; Metazoa; Nematoda; Chromadorea; Rhabditida; Strongyloididae
Product: Protein kinase domain and Serine/threonine-/dual specificity protein kinase, catalytic domain and Protein kinase-like domain-containing protein
Exons: 1
Coding region: 1-969 (322 amino acids)
Biological process (GO): signal transduction; peptidyl-serine phosphorylation
Cellular component (GO): nucleus; cytoplasm
Molecular function (GO): protein serine/threonine kinase activity; ATP binding
Source: RefSeq, a predicted model, not a curated record
AUGCAGUACUGUGAUGAGGAUGAUAUUGCUAAGUCGUUAGGACUUGCUAAUAAUUCAGUUAUAACUUCACAAUCUAGUAAUUACAAAAUUAUAAAAUUACUUGGUGAAGGUGGAUUUGGUGCUGUUUUUCUUGUAUCAUCUUCCUCAAAAGAAAAUGUAAAAUAUGCUUUAAAAGUUGAAAAAAAAACAGCAAAAAGAAAAGAUCCUAAACUUCAGAUGGAAGUUAGUAUACUUGAAAAUCUUAAAAAAUCUGAAAAAAGUGAACAUUUUACAGAAAUUGUUGAUAAAGGUAAAACAUCAACAUAUUAUUUUGUUGUAAUGGAAUUAGUUGGUAAGUCAUUAGCAGAUAUUAAAGAUAAAUUGGGAAAAGUUUUUACACUUGGUUGUGGAAUAAGAACAAUGAUGCAAUGUGCUGAUGCUAUAAGUGCAUUUCAUGCUUUAGGCUUUAUACAUAGAGAUUUAAAACCAGGAAAUUUCUGUGUUGGAACAUUAGAUAAAAGAAGAAAUAUUUAUUUAUUAGAUUUUGGAAUGGCUAGAAAAUUUUUAAAUGAUAAAGGAGAAAUAAAAAGACCAAGAAGACAGGUAAAUUUUAAAGGUACAUUAAAAUUUGCUCCAAUACGCCUUCACCAAGGUAAUGAAUAUAGUCGUAAGGAUGAUGCAGAAUCAUGGUUUUAUAUGUUAGAAGAUUUAGUUAAUAAAAGAGGUUUACCAUGGAAAAAAAUUGGUGAUAUGAAUUUAAUAAGAAUAUCAAAAGAAGAUUCAAGAAAACCAGAAAAUUUACAACGUCUUAUUGGUGAUUUUCCAUGUAAAGCUGAAUUUGAAAAAGUUUUAUCAUACAUAGAUAAAUUGGAUUAUGUUCAUAGUGUUGACUUUGCAUAUAUUAAUAGUAUUAUGGAAGAAGCAGCUAAAGUAAUACAAAAUACACCAGAAGAUCCUUAUGAUUGGGAAUCAUUACCAGAAGAAUGGUAA